This is a messenger RNA of Danio rerio (zebrafish), 1308 nucleotides long. It is a transcript of the gene ufd1l, whose product is annotated as ubiquitin recognition factor in ER associated degradation 1. Gene Ontology annotation, cellular component: VCP-NPL4-UFD1 AAA ATPase complex; UFD1-NPL4 complex. The record is from RefSeq and is marked provisional. NCBI's taxonomy places the organism in Eukaryota, Metazoa, Chordata, Actinopteri, Cypriniformes, Danionidae. Gene Ontology annotation, biological process: retrograde protein transport, ER to cytosol; ubiquitin-dependent protein catabolic process.
GUAGCGCACUUCCCACUGAAAGGAAACUGUUUGUUAUUGAGUUGUCAUCAUCAGUAUUACUCCAAUCAUUGCUGAAUUUCUGCUGUCAGGCAGAUAAACAACUAAUAUGUUCUCCUUCAACAUGUUUGAGCCCCAUGUGGGGCGAGUUUUCCAGAACCGUUUCUCCACACAGUACCGCUGUUAUUCAGUCUCCAUGCUGGCGGGACCCAACGACCGCUCAGAUGUGGAGAAAGGAGGAAAGAUUAUUAUGCCCCCGUCUGCUUUGGACCAGCUGAGCAGACUAAACAUCACGUACCCCAUGCUGUUCAAACUCACCAACAAGAAUUCGGACAGAAUGACGCACUGUGGCGUUCUGGAGUUUGUGGCAGAUGAAGGCUUCUGUUACCUCCCGCACUGGAUGAUGCAGAACCUGUUGUUGGAAGAGGGCGGUCUGGUGCAAGUGGAAAGUGUCAAUCUCAUGGUCGCCACAUACUCCAAAUUCCAGCCACAGAGCCCAGACUUCCUGGAUAUCACAAAUCCUAAAGCUGUAUUAGAGAAUGCUUUGAGGAAUUUCGCCUGUUUGACUACAGGAGAUGUGAUCGCCAUCAAUUAUAAUGAAAAGAUCUAUGAGUUACGUGUCAUGGAGACCAAACCAGACAAGGCUGUGUCCAUCAUCGAGUGCGAUAUGAAUGUGGACUUUGAUGCUCCUCUUGGAUACAAAGAACCAGAGAGACACAUGCAGCAUCCAGAAGAACCAGCAGAAGAAGAAACAGAUCCUAGUAACUAUGACAUGGACCUCGGUUUCAGAGCCUUUACAGGAUCUGGGAAUCGUCUAGACGGGAAGAAGAAAGGCAUUGAGCCCAGUCCAGCACCCCUCGAUCCCAGUGACAUCAAACGAGGAAUUCCGAACUAUGAGUUCAAAGUCGGGAGGAUCACCUUCAUCCGUAACGCCAGACAACAGCCCCGCAAAACAGACUUGGAUGAAACAGUCAGUAACUUCAUCGCGUUCUCUGGGGAAGGACAGUCCCUUCGCAAAAAAGGCAGAAAGCCCUGAAUAAACACAUACAGUUGAAUUGGACAUCAGAAGGUCAGCUAGCGUUUGGUUACUUGAGUUGUUUCUGAUCUUCCUUCACUCAACAUGGACAGUUAUUUGAUGACCUCUGCCUGGAUUUCCAUAAGGACCUCACUGAUGUUCUUCUAUAUUGGUUUACAAAUGGUUCGGCCCUCUUUUUCAUAUAUUAGCACACACAAACCAGUGACCAAACACUUGUUUUGAACAUUUAUAAUGCAACUUCAAAUAAUUUAAAUAAAGAUUUCCCUGCAGUUUAC